ACUUCAGAGGACUGAAGGUCCCCGCGCCCCUAGUGGGGAGGUGCGAGCGGGCGGGCGCUGCUGUACCUGUUGAGGCCCCGGGCUGCUGGAAACAGCGUCCACCUGCGCAGUGACCAUGAUAGUGUUCGUCAGGUUCAACUCCAGCCACGGCUUCCCCAUGGAGGUCAGCGCCGACACCAGCAUCUUCCAGCUCAAGGAGGCGGUUGCUAAGCGACAAGGGGUUCCAGCUGACCAGUUGCGGGUGAUCUUCGCGGGGAAGGAGCUGAAGAAUGACUUGACAGUGCAGAGCUGUGACCUGGAGCAGCAGAGUAUCGUCCACAUUGUGCUGAGACCCCACAAAACAGGGGAUGGAAGGGACCCCCCAGCCGGGCUUGGCUCACGAAAGGCUAGGGGCCGCUUGGCAAGUGAGCCGGAGAGCUUGACCCGUGUGGAUCUCAGUGAUUCCAUCCUCCCUGCGGAUUCAGUAGGACUGGCUAUCAUCCUGAAGGACGAAAGAGAACCAGACACCCUGUGCCCAGGAAAGCCAGGUCGGCCAUCCUACAACAGCUUCUAUGUCUUCUGCAAAGAGCCCUGCCAGCGAGUGCAGCCAGGCAAGCUCCGGGUGCAGUGUGGUACCUGCCACCAGGCCACACUAACCUUGGCUCAGGGCCCUUCUUGCUGGGAAGAUGUCUUGAUCCCCAACCGCAUGAAUGGGGAAUGCCAGUCUCCAAGCUGUUCUGGGACAAGGGCGGAAUUCUUCUUUAAAUGUGGAGCACACCCAACCUCUGACAAGGAAACGUCAGUAGCCUUGAACCUGAUCACCACCAACAGCCGUGCCAUCACCUGCAUAGCCUGUACUGAUAUCAGGAGCCCGGUGCUUGUUUUCCAGUGCAAUGACCGCCAUGUGAUCUGUUUAGACUGUUUCCACCUCUACUGUGUUACCAGACUCAAUGACAGGCAAUUUGUUCAUGACCCCCAGCUUGGAUAUUCACUGCCUUGUGUGGCUGGCUGCCGCGACUCUCUCAUCCGAGAGCUUCAUCACUUCAGGAUUCUUGGAGAAGAGCAGUACAACAGGUACCAGCAGUAUGGUGCAGAGGAAUGUGUCCUGCAGAUGGGCGGUGUGCUGUGUCCCAGGCCCGGCUGUGGUGCAGGGCUGCUACCAGAACCUGGGAUGAAGAGAGUCAUAUGCGAAGAAGGCAGUGGCCUGGGCUGUGGGCUCGUCUUCUGCAGAGACUGCAAGGAGCCGGACCACGAGGGCGAUUGCAGCACCGCAUAUGAGGCCGAGGGGGCCACUGCCCAGGCCUACCGUGUGGAUGAGGUGGCCGCAGAGCAGGCCCGCUGGGAGAAGGCAUCCAAGGAGACCAUCAAGAGCACCACCAAGCCCUGCCCCCGGUGCCGGGUGCCCGUGGAGAAGAAUGGAGGAUGCAUGCACAUGAAGUGCCCGCAGCCCCAGUGCCAGCUCGAGUGGUGUUGGAACUGCGGCUGUGAGUGGAACCGCCUUUGCAUGGGGGAUCACUGGUUCGACGUGUAGCCAUGGCUGAGGCAGCCCUGUUGGACACACCCACCCUCCGUCCCUCCACCCACCCACCCCAGUUACACGUCUACAUGCUAACAUCGGCACAGGCGCACGUACGUACAUGCACACACACAUACACACACACACACACACACACACGAAAACACCUACAAAUGCACAAUCACACACACUAUCAUAUGCCAGUUUGUUAUGUUAAUUCAAUGCAAUAGGACCUUGGGGAGGGUCUUUGCCUUCCACAAGAUCGAUGCAGGUUCAGUCACUGACAUCCUUUUAGGAGUGAUUUCUGAGCACCAUCCAGUGUGGCUCAAAACAAAUCAAAAUAAUAACGAAGGCAACUUCCACAGUCUCCUGGGUCAGUUGAAGGCCAAACGUUAUUGGGACUUAAUGGGACAAAUGGAUUAUCAGUGCUGACUACACACGUUCUGCUAAACAGCAGGAUAUGUAGAUUCUAAUAACACUGGGCUUUGGGGAAAAACUACUGUUCACUUCAUGUAUGGCUGAAAUCAUAUCCUGUCUUCUUAUAUUUCACCAGGCUGUGUGGUAAAAGAUUUAAACUAUAGACAAUGCAGCCCACAGGCAAUCUUGUAUUACCAUGGGUCAUCUCUGAAUGUAAUUUUUAGAGUAGAAAUGCAAUCUCAGGGUUUGAAUCAUCUGUGAAUGGGUCCGAGACCUGAGGUCCAUCGCGAUGAAAUAAAUGUUAUGUCCUCUA
Messenger RNA from Suncus etruscus (white-toothed pygmy shrew), 2225 nucleotides. RefSeq names its product parkin RBR E3 ubiquitin protein ligase (gene PRKN). Gene Ontology annotation, biological process: ubiquitin-dependent protein catabolic process; regulation of apoptotic process; regulation of mitochondrion organization. The record is from RefSeq and is a predicted model, not a curated record. Lineage: Eukaryota; Metazoa; Chordata; Mammalia; Eulipotyphla; Soricidae. The transcript has 12 exons. Gene Ontology annotation, molecular function: zinc ion binding; ubiquitin conjugating enzyme binding; ubiquitin protein ligase activity. The coding region runs from base 116 to 1510 and encodes 464 amino acids. Gene Ontology annotation, cellular component: Golgi apparatus; endoplasmic reticulum; cytoplasm.